Molecule: messenger RNA, 1869 nt
Organism: Sabethes cyaneus
Lineage: Eukaryota; Metazoa; Arthropoda; Insecta; Diptera; Culicidae
Product: acyl-CoA Delta-9 desaturase
Exons: 7
Coding region: 377-1516 (379 amino acids)
Biological process (GO): unsaturated fatty acid biosynthetic process
Cellular component (GO): endoplasmic reticulum membrane
Molecular function (GO): stearoyl-CoA 9-desaturase activity; iron ion binding
Source: RefSeq, a predicted model, not a curated record
CAGGCGGUUGAUCGAACGGGUCGUGAGCGUGAGUACGACCGGCUCUAAAAGUGCCGGCGUUUUAUCAAUCAGUUCAGCCAGUUAAUAAGUACGCCAGUAGUGACAAUAAUUGCCAGUGAGCUGUGGGAUUCUACCAUACAAGCAUGUUCAUUAGUGGCAUCAGCAGCAGCAGUGUAUGACUAAUCGUCCAGUCCAGAAGCGGAUAGUGGGCGCUGUUGAACUCAAGGUCGUUGCCGAAUUCUACACACGCGCGAAACUCAACAACGCUGGAACAAUUAUUGCAACUUGAUAGGCGCGGUUCGAUAUCGAUUUGUACCGCGGUCUGCCACCGAGCUAGUCAACUUAAAACGGAACAAUCAAACGGCCACUAACCGAAAUGGCUCCGAACAAUACCAGUGCGGUAGCGCCCCCAACCGACAUCUGCCAGUUGGACUCGGAACGACAGCGGCGCCCCACUAACAGCAAUCUAGUCAACAAAAGCGAUGGGAACAACAACCAAAUACAGUCCAAACAUCCCACUGCGGAACCACUCGAAUUUCAACCGGAAAUCCGCUGGCCAGAUUUCUUCGCACAGCUGUUUCUGCAUUUAGGAUUCCUGAUGGGCGUCUGGCAGCUGGUAACACUGCAAACGAAAUUCUACACCGUCGUGUGGACACUGCUGCUGAUAUGGGGUUCCGGUUUCGGAAUUACUGCCGGCGCUCAUCGCCUUUGGUCUCAUAAAUCGUACAAAGCCAAAUGGCCCCUACGCCUAGUACUGAUGUUCCUAUUCACCAUUUGCGGACAGCGUGAUGCCUACACAUGGGCUCACGAUCACCGGGUGCACCACAAGUAUUCGGAAACGGACUCCGACCCGCACAACGCGAAGCGAGGAUUUUUCUUUGCCCAUGUCGGUUGGGUAUUCCUUACUCCCCAUCCGGAUGUAGUUGCCAAGCGAAAGAUCAUCGACAUGAGCGAUUUGGAAGCUGAUCCAAUUGUGAUGUGGCAAAAGAAAUACUACCUGCCACUGUUCGUCCUGUUGGUAAUCGGUUUCCCGGUGCUAGUGCCAUAUUACUACUGGGGCGAAAGCUUGUGGGUGUCUUUUUGGGUGUGCUUUACGAUGCGAUUUACCACCACGCUCAAUAUUGCCUUCUUCGUGAAUAGUGUGGCUCACAUGUUCGGCAAUCGACCUUACGAUAAGAACAUUAGCCCGGUGGAGAAUUUGUCGGUUUCGAUCGCUGCCAUGGGCGAAGGAUGGCACAACUAUCACCACGUGUUUCCGUGGGAUUACAAAACAGGCGAACUGAAGGGUUACAUGUUUAAUGUAACCACCGGUUUCAUCGAUGCAUUCGCCCGAAUUGGGUGGGCUUAUGAACGAAAGUCCGUUUCGCCGGAGAUUAUCGAACGACGAGCGGCGAAGUACGGCGAUGGGACACGCUUUCUAAGUGACGAAUUUGCACACAAGGAUGCGGUUUGGGGCUUCGGCGAUAAGGAUAUCCUACCGGAGGAUCUCGAUGACAUUAUAAAACGACAGGAGUAACGUGACAGUGAUAGAUAGAUAAGUGACGGAUUAGUGUUUUUCAAACAUUUUUACCAUUGAUAAUUGGCUUUAGAAGUGAGAGACGAAGAAACUAUAAUAUUUGUUAAGCGCUUUGAUUUUUAGUACUAGACAGAGAAGCGCACAUUGUCAAUAACAUUUAUUGGUGUUCAGAGGCGUUUACACACUUUUUCAUUGAGUUAAAAACUAACGCUUCCAUUGAGUAUUUGUUACUUGGAUUAGUUGCUAUUCCAUCAUUGUCGGCGUUUAAUUACAUUGAGAGAUAGCAUCAUAAUUUGCAGAUAAGUUAAACGAACAUUUUACAGUUACAAUAAAAACGCAACAAAUUAUUGCCA